AUGUACACUGGGCCGAAGCUCCAGCCCGAUAUCCAAAUUGUAUUGUUACGAGCACGUCUAUGGAAAUAUUUGUUUGUCACCGAUAUCAAACAAAUGUAUCGGCAAAUACUCGUCCAUCCUGAUGAUAGAGAUUAUCAACGUAUACUAUGGCGAUUUUCACCUACUUUUAAAAUUGACGAAUAUAGGCUCUGCACCGUGACAUAUGGUACUUCAGCAGCUCCAUAUCAAGCGUUACGGACAAUUCGUGAGUUGGCCAUGGUUAACGCUCAGUCGACCCGUGCUGCUGCAAUUCUGCUCAAUGAUACCUUUGUUGAUGAUGUCCUCACUGGAGCUAAUUCUGUACAAGAAGCUCUCGAAUGUCAACAGGAACUCAUUCAGCUAUGUUCACGGGCAAAAUUCGAACUUCGCAAGUGGGCAAGUAACUGCAGUGAAAUUUUACAUGCCGUUCCUGAGGAUACUCAUGCGAUGUCUCCAUUAAUGCUUUUUGACGCUAGUGAAGACCCCGCCUUGAAGCUCCUUGGUCUUAACUGGGAUCCAUCAUCUGACACGUUUUCAUUCAAAAUCCAUUCCAUGACAAAAAACCCAACAAAACGCUCGAUACUUUCAGACAUAGCACGAAUAUUUGACCCACUAGGAAUUCUGUCACCAAUCACGUUGUUCUCAAAACAUCUGAUGCAGCGACUCUGGACUGAUGGUGUUGGCUGGGAUGAUCCUGUCUCUAUUGAAAUCGCACAGCUCUGGUCUCGAUAUCAUUCUGAACUUCAUCUAAUCGCAGACCUUUCGGUUCGUCGCCGAUUAACUUACGACCAAGCCUGUUCUGUACAACUCCACGCGUUUUCGGAUAGUUCAGAAAAGGGUUAUGCUGCUGCUGUCUACUUGAGAGUUGAGACACCAACAUCAGUGUAUUGCCAUCUGGUUGCUGGAAAAUCUAAAGUAGCUCCUUUGAAACGAUGUACGAUUCCAAGACUCGAAUUAUGUGGAGCCGUUUUGGCUGCCAGAUUACUAAAUUUCGUCGUCAACACCUACGCUGGUCGUCUCAAAAUUGAUGAACAACACGCAUGGACAGAUUCGACAACUGCACUGGUUUGGAUCCAAUCUUCACCCCAUCGUUGGGCCACAUUUAUCGCAAAUCGUACAAGCCAAAUUCAGGAAUUGACGUCACCAUCUAUUUGGCGUUAUGUUCCCACACAACUAAACCCAGUCGAUUGCGCUUCACGUGGUUUGUUUCCAUCCGAACUUGUCAAUCAUCCACUCUGGUGGUCUGGUCCACCGUAUCUGCAAGAAGCUGACCAUCAAUGGCCUUCAUCACUUAUGACUCUACCAUCAGAUAUAGACACAUCGCCAACAUUUGAAUUACGGAAGUCCAAUGUACUACAUGUCAUCAUAAAAUCAUCAAUUAGUGACUUACUAGCACGGUACUCGAAAUUAGACAAGAUUCUCCGUAUCUUGGCAUAUGUCCUACGAUUGAGAAAGUUACGGUCUUCAGGUCUAAAUAGCUUCACCGUAAAUGCUGGAGAACUCAUGCAUGCUUUAUCUGCAUUGAUAUAUUUCACGCAGCACACCGUCUACCAUAAUGAAAUUCAAAGAUUGACCAAAGGAUUACACAUCAUAUCCAAGGACCUGCGUCGUUUGGAUUUGUUUAUUGAUCCAUCCGGUCUUGUCAGAGUGGGCGGUCGACUCACGAAUGCCAAUCUACCUUAUGCCCACAAACAUCCAGUUCUUUUGCCUUCGUCUCAUCCAUUAACAAACCUUCUCAUCGACCAUCAUCAUGUCCGGUUGUGCCAUCCAGGGGCUCACACUCUGCAGACACAUCUACAACAGGACUACUGGAUUCAAUCCGCACGUCGCGUUAUUCGAUCUCGACUCAGGUUAUGCAUUCCCUGUUUCAAAACUCAGUCUAAGUCCGUUGAACUAAAAAUGGCGACUUUACCCAAACAUCGAGUUCAGCCGGAGUUGACUACACAGUGUUAUUUACAAGCGUUUCAUCAUUUAGUUAUAGAGUGCGAAAAAAAUUACUUACAAUUUAAUCCUAUUCGGUUAUAUGCCGAUUUUGAAAAAGCUAUUCACAAUGCUGCAAGACAUGUUUGGCCUUCUAUUGAAAUAAAAGGGUGUAGAUUUCACCUAGGUCAAAGUUGGUACAGGAAAAUACAGCAGCUAGGAUUAACGACCCGAGUUCAGCAAAUCAAACCAUUUGCCAUUACAGGAGUGGAUUACGCCGGUCCUAUUGUCAUAAAACAAUCAAGAGGUCGAACAUCUGCUUCAAGGUCAACUUAUAUUUGUUUGUUUGUAUGUCUAGCCACCAAAGCCUUGCACCUGGAACUCAGUUCUGAUUUGACCACUGAAACCUUUCUGCUAGCUUUCACUCGUUUCAUAGCACGACGUGGCCCUGUUCAUGAAAUGCAUAGUGACUGUGGCACAAAUUUUGUCAGUGCAGCACGACUACUAACUCCUCUGAACACAUUCAUUAACUCAGCUUCUUUUCAAGAUAAAGUACAUCAGCAGCUAGCAAAUAACGGUAUUCAUUGGCAUUUCAAUCCACCUUCCUCGCCACAUUUUGGCGGUCUGUGGGAAGCAGGCGUCAAAUCAACCAAAUCAUUAAUUCUUCGGUCAAUUGGCAUCCAUAGAUUAACCAGUGAAGAAUUAAUGACGUUACUCACCCUAGUUGAGGCUACUUUAAACUCUAGGCCAUUGAGUGCUUUGAGUAAUGACCCCUCUGAUCUCUCCGCUUUAACGCCAAGUCAUUUUUUGACUCUUGAGCCUUCAACCAAUUUACCCGAACCCAACUUAGAGACGAUCCCACUGUCCAAAUUGCAGAGAUGGCGUCUCAUCAAUGACCUACAUCGCUAUUUCUGGACAAGAUGGAGAAACGAAUAUCUAUCGAGCUUACAAAUCCGCAGCAAAUGGUUGGAAAAUCAUGGAGAAUUGAAAAUUGGUGAUCUGGUUCUCAUACGGGAAGCUACUCCUCCACUUCAUUGGCGCCUUGGACGAAUCUUGACCCUGCAUCCUGGAUCAGAUGGAAUUUCCCGCGUUCCUACUGUCCAAACCACCUCGGGAAUCCUGACUCGGCCAGCCGUUAAACUUUGUCCGCUACCAACUCCUUGA
Molecule: messenger RNA, 3102 nt
Organism: Melanaphis sacchari
Lineage: Eukaryota; Metazoa; Arthropoda; Insecta; Hemiptera; Aphididae
Exons: 4
Coding region: 1-3102 (1033 amino acids)
Biological process (GO): DNA integration
Molecular function (GO): nucleic acid binding
Source: RefSeq, a predicted model, not a curated record